Messenger RNA from Miscanthus lutarioriparius, 999 nucleotides. Lineage: Eukaryota; Viridiplantae; Streptophyta; Magnoliopsida; Poales; Poaceae. The record is from the annotation of a GenBank genome assembly.
AUGGCCGACGUCGACACGGACGCCAACAACGAUCCCGAGCGCAGGACGCGCGCAUCGUCAUCAUCAUCGGAGGCCGACGACAACGACGCGGCCGGCAAGACGCCCAUCCCGCCGCGCCAGGCGUCGCCGUGCCCGUCCCCGGCGCGCCACGCCGCGGGGCACGCGCUGGAGGAGCCCCCUCGGCGGAAGGCGCCGCACCGCCGGUCCCGUCCCGUGCGGAUGUUCCAGAGCAUGUGCCGGUCGUUGCCCCUGCUGAACCCGCGGUGCGGGGGGCAGAUGCAUCCCGGUGCCUGCCGGAUCGCGCCGCCGUCGUCGUCGCGGCCCGCCACCGCGCAGUCGUCGGACUCGAGCUCGCUGCUGUCGCAGCUCAUCGCGCAUUCCUCCUUCGGCGGAGCCGCGUCGUCCCGGCACCGGCUCACGGGCACGCUCUUCGGCUACCGCGACGGCCGCGUGUCGCUGUCGCUGCAGCAGAACGCGCGGUGCCAGCCCACGCUGAUCGUGGAGCUGGCGCUCCCGACGCACGCGCUGCUCCGCGAGCUCGGCGCCCACGCGGGCGCUCGCAUCGUGCUGGAGGUCGAGAAGCGCGCGGAGCAGAGCGGUGAGGCCGACGGCGCCUCCGGCGCCCUCGACGGCAACGAGGCCAUCGCCGCCGUCUGCGAGGGCGGCGGCGCCAACGGCUUCAGGCACAGCCACGACGACGGGUGGGUGCUGGAGGAGCUCAUGUGGACCAUGUUCUGCAACGGCAAGAGGGUGGGGUACGCGGUGCGGCGGGAGCCCACCGAGGAGGACAUCGCCGUGUUGGAGACGCUGUGGGCCGUCACCAUGGGCGGCGGCGUGCUCCCCGGCAGGUCGGAUGUGGACGGCCCCGACGGCGAGAUGGCGUACAUGCGCGGGAGCUUCGAGCACACCGUCGGGUCCCGGGACUCGGAGUCGCUCUACAUGGUCGGACCGCCCGGCGGCGACUGCCCGGAGCUCGCCAUCUUCUUCGUUAGGCUAUGA